Messenger RNA from Annulohypoxylon truncatum, 5443 nucleotides. RefSeq lists its product as uncharacterized. Gene Ontology annotation, molecular function: ATP-dependent chromatin remodeler activity; chromatin binding; DNA binding. The coding region runs from base 160 to 4704 and encodes 1514 amino acids. The transcript is spliced from 5 exons. The record is from RefSeq and is a predicted model, not a curated record. Gene Ontology annotation, cellular component: nucleus; chromatin. Gene Ontology annotation, biological process: nucleosome organization; regulation of transcription by RNA polymerase II. Lineage: Eukaryota; Fungi; Ascomycota; Sordariomycetes; Xylariales; Hypoxylaceae.
GGUCGAUUUCCGACAGUUUCUCCCAUCCCAUUCCACAACACGCAGCAUACGGGGCCGCACCCGAAUUUCAUCAACUCCAUAAACCCAUAUCAUACCGUCUCUUUUUACUCUCUAGAUUGCUUCAGUUGAUGAUACCGGACCGAAGUGUCCAAUAUCAACAUGUCGAGCUCACCGGAGCCCAGUUCCGUUAACGGUCACACGUCGCCCGAGACGAGACCAGCUACGAGGACGGACUUGGACGAUCGUGCUAGUGAGAGCGACUUGUCAGACGUUCAUGAUAAUAACGCACUUCGAACAUCAUCCUCUCCUUCAUCCUCUGUCAACAACCAACUAUCCCGAGAUGCCGAACAAGACCUAGAUUCGCAAGGUGGUGCCGAGUCAAGCGAUAACGACGAGGCAAAUAAUGCCUCAGACGAUGCCGAUUUCGAUAUGGAUGACAGUCCUGUACCAUCACAAAGUGACGCGCACCAUGACGAGACUUCGACUUCCAACAGCUCUCGUCGUGCUCCUAAGCGAAAAGUUACCACAGACGAAGAUGAUUACAUACGAGAGAAUCCUGAGCUUUAUGGAUUGCGAAGAAGCUCUCGACCUACGAAGCAGGCCAAGAUCGUUGAGUCUGAUGAAGAAGAGGAAGAGUCUGAUUCCGACGUCGUUCCUACUAACCGUCGAACGAAGAAGCCUCGUGCGGAGCAGAUCUCGCGACAAUCUUCUAAACGUGGAACACCCGCAAGACAAACGCCUGCCGACGAUUCUGAUUCCGAUACAUACGGCGGAGCUCGUGCUCGUACUCUAAUUAAGAAAGCUCGUCGUCAGCAAUCUCAGCCGCAGGCUGCGCUAUACGCCGAGAAGCGCUGGUCUAACAGACGAGCCGCUCAACAAGUUCAGACAUACCACGAGAGUGAUAUUGAUGACGAAGACGAGUCUGAGCUUACACCUAAUUACUGGGCUGGUGAAGAACUCGCAGAAGACUCGAUGUAUAUCGAGAAGGUUGUCGGUCAUCGCGUCCGAGACGGCGACGAGUUAAUGCCGGACGCAACCAGAGAUGACUUCGAGUACAACAUAAAAUGGCAGGGCAAGUCGUACCUCCAUAACACGUGGGAUACUCUAGAGACCCUUCGCGGGUAUCGUGGAGUUCGCAAACUUGAGAACUACUACAAGCGAACGAUCGAGUACGAGAUCGAUCUCAAGUAUGGCGGUGACGACAUUCCACCUGAAACCCGAGAGCAAUACAUGCUCGACAAGGAGCGCGAACACGAUGCUUUAGAAGAUUACACUAAAGUAGAACGCGUUGUCACUCAGCGAAGCGGUGAAGACGGGAGAGAAUAUUUCGUCAAGUGGAAGGGGUUGACCUACGAGCAUUGUACUUGGGAGGAAGCUUCUACAAUUAGCGCUACCGCCGAAGACAAGAUCGAACAAUUCCUCGACCGACAGUCCAGAUCGUGGACCUCAGACAAAUAUGAGUCGAAUCCUUCGACCCGAAGCAAGUUCCUGAAGCUUGAGAAGCAGCCCAGCUAUAUCAAGGGCGGUGAGCUACGAGGAUUCCAGCUCACAGGAUUGAACUUCCUGUGUCUCAAUUGGUGUAGGGCGAACAAUGUUAUCCUAGCUGAUGAGAUGGGUCUUGGUAAGACAGUUCAAACCGUCUCAUUCCUGAGCUGGCUUCGCAAUGAGCGUAAUCAGGAAGGUCCUUUCUUGGUUGUUGCGCCUUUGAGUGUCAUACCUGCUUGGUGCGAUACCUUCAACCUAUGGUCACCUGAUCUGAACUAUGUCGUCUAUCUUGGGAACGCCGACGCCCGAAAUACUAUACGGGAGCAUGAGCUCAUGUUCAACGGGAAUCCGAAGAAGCACAAAUUCAACGUUCUCGUCACUUCCUACGAGUAUAUCUUGAUGGACGCAGACUUCCUGAGAAGUAUAAAGUGGCAGGCAUUGGCGGUUGACGAGGCUCACCGCUUGAAGAAUAAAGAAUCAAAGUUGUACUCGGAACUCAUGAGCUUUGGCGCUCCGGCUAAGGUUCUCAUCACCGGCACACCUAUUCAGAACAACCUGGCCGAAUUGUCCUCACUUCUUGAUUUUUUGAAUCCCGGAAAGGUUCAUAUAGACGAGGAUCUGGAUACGCUUGCUGCCGCGGACGCCCAAACAAAGCUCAAGGAUCUUCAUGCUGCGAUUGCCCCCUUUAUCUUGCGAAGAACCAAGGAAACCGUCGAGUCAGACCUUCCACCGAAGACUGAGAAGAUCAUUCGCGUAGAGCUCUCGGAUGUUCAGCUUGAGUACUAUAAAAACAUCCUGACGAGGAAUUACGCGGCCCUCAACGAGGGAAAUAAUGGCCAAAAGUCAUCACUGCUAAACAUUGUCAUGGAGCUGAAGAAGGUCAGCAACCACCCAUACAUGUUUCCCGGUGCGGAGGAGAAGGUCCUCAACGGCAGCGAACGCCGCGAAGAUCAAAUCAAGGGUCUCAUCGCCAGCAGCGGCAAAAUGAUGCUUCUCGACCAAUUACUAGCGAAGCUCAAGAAAGAUAACCACCGUGUUCUAAUCUUCAGCCAGAUGGUGAAGGUACUUGAUAUUCUUGGCGACUAUCUUCGCCUGCGAGGGUAUCAAUUCCAGCGACUUGAUGGUACUAUUGGUGCUGGCCCAAGACGUUUGGCGAUAAACCACUUCAACGCUGAAGAUAGUUCCGACUUUUGCUUCUUGCUCUCAACAAGAGCCGGUGGACUGGGUAUUAACCUUAUGACUGCUGAUACGGUUAUCAUUUUUGACUCGGACUGGAAUCCUCAGGCGGAUCUCCAGGCUAUGGCGAGAGCUCAUCGAAUCGGCCAAAAGAAACCCGUUACCGUCUAUCGUCUUGUCUCCAAAGAGACUAUCGAAGAGGAAGUCCUGGAGCGUGCUCGGAACAAGCUGCUUCUUGAAUACCUCGCAAUCCAGGCUGGAGUUACAGACGACGGAAAGGCAUUCAGGGAGGAGUUCAAGCAGAAGGGUCUUCGGAUCGACGAAGCUAAGUCGGCCGACGAUAUCCAAUGGGUAUUGAAGAUGCGAUCGCAGAAGAUGUUUGAGCAGUCCGGUAACCAAGAGAGGCUCGAGCAACUCGACAUCGACUCCAUCUUGGAGAAUGCCGAGGUCACGAAGACCAAGGUAGACGACAAGAUGAACCUUAGCACCGGUGGUAUUGAUUGGGACAAUUUCAUGCAGUAUACCGAUGUUAAGGUUGAUGAUCUUACUCUUGACUGGGAUCAGAUUAUACCGGCAGAACAAUUGGCCGCGAUCAAGGCUGACGAAGAUAAGAAGAAAGAAGACGAAUACCUUGCAAAGGAAUUGGAAGCUAGCGCUCCGCGACGAGCUGCACUCAAAAGCUCCAGGCCUAAUGGUGAUUCUGAGAGAGCUGAACGCAUCGCCAAGAAACGAGAGCGGGAACAGCAAAAGCAGGAACGCCUAGAGGAACAGCGGGCUAUGCUCUCUGAUCCCCGACGGCCACUCAACGAAAAGGAGACCCGUAAUCUUAUUCGGGCUUUCAUGCGGUACGGCUUCAUCGAAGACCGUCCAGAAGAGUUGCUGCGUGACGCUCGCUUGAGUGACCGCGAUCGUGACUUUAUAGGUGGUUUGCUCCAUGAUCUCGUUAGGAUGUCUCGCGAAGCUGUUGAGAAGAAUAAUGAUGAGAUAAGAGCUCAGGAACAGCAAACGAAGAAAAAACUGACGAAGAAGGACAUCAAAGCCGUCAUGUUCGAUUUUGGCGAGGUCAAAAAGAUCAACGCCGAGACAAUCAUUGACCGUCCACCUCAGCUACGCCUUCUGCGACGCGUCAUUAGAGAAUUGCCGGACUUCCGAACGUUUCGACUCCCAGACGCCACGAAGGCGGCACAUUAUAGCUGUGAAUGGGGUUCUAGAGAAGAUGGUAUGCUCCUCGUUGGCAUCGACCGAUAUGGCUUUGGUGCUUGGGCUCAGAUUCGCGACGACAAGGACCUCGGUAUGAGCGACAAAUUCUUCCUAGAGGAACACCGCAUCGAGAAGAAGCAAGAGCGAGAACAUGGCGAUAGCAAGGGUGCCAAAGCCCCCGGAGCCGUUCAUCUGGUACGCCGUGCAGAGUACCUGUUGUCGGUGCUCAUCUCGAUUCAUUCGGAUGAUGUGAAUGCCCACAAGAUUGUCGAGAACCAUCAUCGUAAUAACAAGAAGAGUGGUCACGCGAUGUCGAAUGGUCAUAGGCGCCCAGAAAAAGCAGGAUCUGUAUCGGCCUCACCUGCUCCCCAGAGCCUAAAGAAGUCUUCUCACCGGGACAGGGAUCAUGAUCGCUCUCAUUCUCGUGGGGAUCACCACCGUUCUCGUAGCAGUAUUGGCGACAGUAGCACGCCGAGACCUGAUACGAAGCGGAAACAUAGCGGAGAAGUGGAUGAUCGCCGACACAAGCAUCGUCGUGUGGAGGAACUUCGCAGAUCUGAUAAUCUUCAACGACAAGCAAGUGAGGACGAUGAGGACGACGAGAGGAACGCCCCCGUCAUCGAGGCUCUGAUGCAGCCGAUAUGGACCCACGUUGAGAGAGUAGAAUCGUGUACCAAGGCAAAUAUCCCGGUUGCCAAGGCAAGGGCUAAGGUCUUGAAGUCAGAGAUCACUGCUAUCGGCGAUUUCAUCGAAGGGCUCAACAAGACUUCGGCUUUGUCACUCGAACAACUAGAGGAGCUGAAGCCAAAACUAUGGUAUGUUACCGCGAGAAAUUUACGUUGACGAAAACUAAUCAUGUCACAGGCGAUUCAUAUCGAAGAGAAUACCUGGCUCCGAAAAACAGAGUGGCAAGCCCGAAAAAGAGAAGGACAAUAAGAUGACGGGACCACGCUUAUCGGCACUUUAUCAACAAUUGAGUCUACAAGUGAAAGAAGGGGAGAAAAACGGUGAUGCUCAGAAGCCCAAGAACGCCGGCGCGACCAUGACCAAUGGAAGCUCCCGUAGCGAGUCGAGGGCCGCUAGCCAGGGACAUUACUGAAAAGCUCUCAUCAUCAACCGGUCAGACAUGGUGAUGAUGGCGCAUAACUAAUUGACUGUUCCAUUUUUAUUGCAUUGUAUGGCGUCACGGGUUGGCAUCUUAGACAGGCGAGGUUGGAGUCGACGCGAUCAUACCCAACAAAAAGCAUCAACGUCACGGGAGACCGGGAGUUAUUGGUCGGCAUGGCUAAACCUCUCCCUCUUGUCUAUAUCUACAGAAGCUCUGAUCUCGGCCGCGAUUAGAGUGUUCUAGAGGAGUUAAGAAACGGGGAGUAGGAGGCAAAUUCACUCGAACAAACGUAUAACCCAAGGCACGCAAACAAAUGACGGGUUCGUUAGAGGCGAAUACUCUUUACAGGGACCAUACCGUAUGUAUCCAUUGCAUAUUCUGCAGAAGGAGUAUUGUGACAUGGCUUUGCAACAGUUAGACAGUUAGCUUAUUACUGCUAACCACUACCUAACUAAUAGAAAUCAUGAACUAUGA